This is a messenger RNA of Artibeus jamaicensis (Jamaican fruit-eating bat), 1239 nucleotides long. RefSeq names its product allantoicase (gene ALLC). Lineage: Eukaryota; Metazoa; Chordata; Mammalia; Chiroptera; Phyllostomidae. The transcript is spliced from 11 exons. Bases 1 to 1239 code for a protein of 412 amino acids. The record is from RefSeq and is a predicted model, not a curated record. Gene Ontology annotation, biological process: allantoin catabolic process. Gene Ontology annotation, molecular function: allantoicase activity.
AUGGCUGACUCGCCCAGGGAGGGAAAACUGUCCCGGUCCCCCGACUUCGUCCAGCUGAUCGACAUGGCGUCUGAGUCUGUGGGAGGAAAGAUUUUGUUUGCAACAGAUGACUUUUUUGCUCCUGCAGAAAACCUCCUAAAGAGCGACGGCCCGCGCUUCAAAGAACACGAGUACACGGAGUUCGGCCAGUGGAUGGACGGCUGGGAGACCAGAAGGCGGAGGGCUCCAGGUCACGACUGGUGCAUCGUCAAGCUGGGCAUCCAGGGCAUGAUCCGGGGCUUCGACGUGGACGCUUCGUACUUCACGGGCAGCUACGCCCCUCGGAUCUCAAUUCAAGCAGCAAACUUGGAAGAAGGCAAAGAGCCGGAGAUGCCGGAGCGAGGAGUCCGGGCGGGGGUGGAGGCCACGCCUGAGGAGUGGGAAGCCGUCGCCCAGCUGAAGUCGGACAGCUGGGACUGCCUGGUGCCCAUGACGCAGCUGACGCCGGGAAAGCCUGCUUUCAGCCACAACUACUUUUUGGUAAAUUCCCUGCAGAGAUGGACUCACGUAAGACUCAACCUGUUCCCAGACGGGGGGAUCGCACGCCUCAGGGUGUACGGGAUCGGGCAGAAAGACUGGGCGGCCAUCGACCCCAAGGAGCCGCUGGACCUGGCGGCCAUCGCGUGCGGCGGGGCGUGCAUAGCAUUCAGCAACGCCCACUUCGGGCACCCGAACAGAAUGAUAGGUGUUGGCCAGCCCAAGGCCGUGGGCGACGGCUGGGAGACGGCGAGGCGGUCCGACCGGCCGCCCGUGCUGCAGAGCGGCCAGGACGGCGCCGUCCUCCCUCCCGGGUGCGAGUGGGCCGUGUUCCGACUGGCACAUCCUGGGGUGGUCACGCAGAUCGAAGUCGACACCAGGCCCUUCAAAGGCAGCUCCCCCGCCAGCUGCAGCCUGGACGGCUGCAUCCUGACCACCCAGGAGGAGGAAGACAUGAUCAGGCAGAGGUGGGACCUGCCGGGCCACAGGUGGAAGGCGCUGCUCCCGGUCACGAAGCUGUGCCCCGACCAGAGCCAGGAGUUCAACAGCCUGACCCCCGAGCUGCAGGACGUCGUCACCCACGCCAGGCUCACCAUCUACCCGGACGGGGGCGUCGGCCGCCUGCGUCUGAGGGGCUUCCCCAGCUCCAUCUGCCUCCUGCGGCCCCGGGAGAAGCCCAUGAUGCGCUUCUCCGUGAAGGCCGGCUUCAGGUCCAACCUGUGA